AUGAUAUACAGUUGCGCGGGCGAUGUCAUCACAUCUUGGCUAGAGAGUGUGAUAGAAGAACUACGCGACGAGUUUCCGAAGACACGCAGCGGGAAACGGAAACGAGAGCCCGAUCGAUUCACUCCGUCUCCGUCGUCGUCGACCACAUUUAGUAUGAGUGCCAAGAGACGGAGAGGCGAGGUGGCAGAUGCCGACGACAUCUUUGCCACGCCCCAGCCUCCGCCUCGCGCACUAACCGAUGCGUCGUCAACCUCCAAGACGCCCAUCAAGCAGUUUCAGCGGAUGGAGGUGGCAGCCCACGAUCCCGUCCGCCUUCGCCAGCUCUCCGUCGAGGAUCCCGAGCUCCCCGAGACCUUGAGGACCAUCGUCCAGGAUCUAUCCCUCCUUGCCAAGAGCCGCGGUAUUAUCCACCAGGGACUCCAGGCAAGCCCCCUUCCUGCCUGUUGUCUGGUCACGGAAUGCCAAAACGAGAUGCACCCCGAGGCCUCGUGGAAUAUGCUUGUCCACCAGCGGAUCCUCGCCUUGGCCGCGCCACCGUGCUGGGAGAGAGAGGGCCCGGUGCACUUCAUGCCCUGUACGACGGCCAAGAUCCACCCGGCAUACCGUCGUGGCUCCGGGACCGGAUCCGCCAAGAUGGUCGACUUCGCCAUGUACGUGGAGCCCUCGGCGUUCGGGGUCGACGAUGCAACCGCUGUUGACAAGGCCCGGACACGUCUCCCCGAGGCCUCUAUUAACCACACCGACUUCGCCCCCCUUCGCCGCCGACCCAUCGCACUGAGCAUCCAGAGUAAGGCGACCGGUCAUCAGUUGCUGGAAGCCGAAGUCCAGGUGGGCGUCUGGCUGGCCGCCCAGUGGCGCAUGCUCGAGUCUCUCUCCGAGGACAAAGCAGCAGCUGUUAUGCCGCCAUUUCUCCCCGCAGUCAUCAUCCAGGGCCACGACUGGCACUUUGUUUCCACCACACGCAGCGGCGGAUGUACUACCCUGUGGGCGAAGCAGACGUUUGGCUCCUCGGAGACGGUUCUCGGCAUCUAUCAGCUCGUCUGCAUUCUGCGAUAUCUGGGGCAGUGGGCUGCGCAACAUUAUUGGUCGUGUUUCCGACAAUGUAUUCUCUAGUCCCUAAAAAAAGGGAAGAGGAUUGUAGUCGGUGAGAAUAGUUAGUGAUCAAUCGAGGGUCAGUUGGGGUUCAGGUGGAGGAUCAGUCAGUGUGACGGUUUGAGCACACCAAGUAGGGAUAGGACUCCGCAGAUCAUUCCAAUUUCCAAAGGCUUAAAG
Messenger RNA from Chaetomium strumarium, 1272 nucleotides. RefSeq lists its product as uncharacterized. The transcript has 3 exons. The record is from RefSeq and is a predicted model, not a curated record. Lineage: Eukaryota; Fungi; Ascomycota; Sordariomycetes; Sordariales; Chaetomiaceae. The coding region runs from base 1 to 1113 and encodes 370 amino acids.